GCGCACUUGUGUGAGACGUUUGAAACUUCUCGCCGCCCAGUGAUUAGGCAGCACUUCAAUAUACAGCUAACGCAAUCAUGGAGCUCAAUGAUAGAAAUCUCCAAACCCUGACUGAGUAUCUGCAAAAAACACUAAGCCCUGACCCAGCUGUGAGACGGCCAGCUGAGAAAUUUCUGGAAUCGGUGGAAGGAAACCAGAACUACCCCAUUUUACUGCUCACAGUACUAGAGAAGUCCCAAGACGAGGUCAUUCGCGUGUGUGCGGCCGUCACCUUCAAGAACUACAUCAAGAGAAACUGGCGCGUAGUUGAGGAUGAACUAAACAAAAUCUCUGAUCCUGACCGGACCGCUAUCAAAGCCAACAUUGUAAAUUUGAUGUUAAGCAGCCCAGAGCAAAUUCAAAAACAGCUGAGUGAUGCGAUCAGCAUCAUCGGAAGAGAGGAUUUUCCUCAGAAAUGGCCGGAUCUCCUGACCGAGAUGGUGACUCGUUUUCAGAGUGGAGACUUCCACGUCAUCAACGGAAUUCUUCGCACGGCCCACUCCCUUUUUAAAAGAUAUCGCCAUGAGUUUAAGUCCAAUGAGCUGUGGUCAGAGAUCAAGCUGGUACUGGACACUUUUGCACAGCCUCUCACUGAACUUUUCAAGGCUACGAUUGAUUUGUGUCAAACUCAUGCAACAGAUAUCAAUGCCCUGAAAGUGCUCUUCUCUUCCCUAGCACUUAUUUCAAAACUUUUCUACAGCCUUAACUUCCAGGAUCUCCCAGAGUUCUUUGAGGAUAACAUGGAGACUUGGAUGACCAAUUUUCAUAACUUAUUGACUUUGGAUAACAAGUUGUUGCAAACGGAUGAUGAGGAGGAGGCUGGUCUGUUGGAGCUGUUGAAAUCUCAAAUCUGUGAUAACGCAGCACUUUACGCUCAAAAAUACGAUGAAGAGUUCCAGCCUUACUUGCCUCGCUUCGUCACAGCUAUCUGGAACCUGCUGGUCACAACUGGUCAGGAGGUUAAAUAUGACUUGCUUGUGAGCAAUGCUAUCCAGUUUUUGGCGUCAGUGUGUGAGCGGCCGCACUAUAAGCAUCUCUUUGAAGACCAGAAUGUUCUCACUAGCAUCUGUGAGAAGGUCAUCGUACCCAACAUGGAGUUCAGAAGUGCAGAUGAAGAGGCUUUUGAAGAUAACUCGGAAGAGUACAUCAUCAGAGACCUUGAAGGCUCAGACAUCGACACGAGGCGUAGAGCAGCCUGUGAUUUGGUGCGAGGCCUCUGUAAGUUCUUUGAGGGCCCGGUGACGGGCAUCUUCUCUGGCUAUGUAAACUCCAUGCUGACGGAAUAUGCCAAGAACCCCGGGGUGAACUGGAAACACAAAGAUGCUGCUAUCUACCUGGUCACAUCUCUGGCCUCCAAAGCUCAGACACAAAAGCAUGGAAUAACACAAGCCAAUGAGUUGGUGAACCUGUCUGAAUUCUUUGUCAACCACAUUCUAGUAGACCUGAAAUCUCCCAACGUGAACGAGUUCCCAGUUUUGAAAGCAGAUGCCAUCAAGUAUGUAAUGACCUUCAGAAGUCAACUCCCUAAAGAGCAGCUGUUGGAGUCUGUUCCUCUUCUGGUGGCCCACCUGCAGGCAGAGAGCAUCGUUCAGCACACCUAUGCAGCACAUGCACUCGAGAGACUCUUUACCAUGAGAGGAGCCAACAACGCCACUCUCAUCACGCCUACUGAGAUGGCACCAUUCACAGAACAGUUACUCAACAAUCUGUUCAAAUCUUUAGCAGUCCCUGGCUCGUCUGAGAACGAGUACAUCAUGAAAGCCAUCAUGAGGAGUUUCUCCCUGUUACAGGAAGCCAUUGUGCCCUACAUCCCCACUCUCAUUGGCCAGCUCACCCAUAAGCUUCUCCUCGUCAGCAAGAAUCCCAGUAAGCCACAUUUCAACCAUUACCUGUUUGAGUCACUGUGCCUGUCCAUCAGGAUCACCUGCAAGGCCGAUCCAGACACCGUGGACAGCUUUGAAGAGGCCCUGUUUCCUGUGUUUACUGAGAUCCUCCAAAAUGAUGUGCAGGAGUUUGUGCCGUACGUCUUCCAGGUGAUGUCUCUGCUGCUGGAGAUCCACACCAGCUCCAUCCCCUCCUCCUACAUGGCCCUGUUUCCUCACCUCCUGCAGCCCGCGCUGUGGGAACGCACAGGAAACAUCCCUCCUCUCGUCCGGCUGCUGCAGGCCUAUCUGGAGAAAGGAGCCGCCGCCAUCGCCAGCACAGCCGCUGACAAGAUUCCUGGUCUUCUUGGAGUAUUCCAGAAGCUCAUCGCAUCCAAGGCUAACGACCAUCAAGGCUUCUAUCUGCUCAACAGUAUAGUGGAGCACAUGCCUCCGGAUUCCAUCACCCAGUACAGGAAACAGAUCUUUAUUUUGCUUUUCCAGAGGCUUCAGAGCUCCAAGACCACAAAAUUUGUUAAGAGUUUCCUGGUAUUCAUCAACCUUUAUUGUGUGAAAUAUGGAGCAAUUGCAUUGCAGGAGAUAUUUGAUGACAUCCAGCCAAAGAUGUUUGGCAUGGUUGUAGAGAAAAUCAUAAUUCCUGAGGUGCAGAAGGUCUCUGGGCAGGUGGAGAAGAAGAUCUGUGCUGUGGGCAUCACUAAGAUCCUCACUGAGUGUCCUGCCUUGAUGGACACAGAGUACACCAAACUCUGGACUCCUUUGUUGCAGGCUUUGAUUGGUCUGUUCGAGUUACCAGAAGACGACAGCAUCCCAGACGAUGAGCAUUUCAUAGACAUAGAGGACACUCCAGGGUACCAGACCGCUUUCUCACAGCUUGCUUUUGCAGGCAAGAAAGAGCAUGACCCCAUCGGAGACGCUGUCAGCAAUCCCAAAAUCCUCCUAGCUCAGUCCUUACACAAACUCUCCACCGCCUGUCCUGGAAGGGUGCCCUCCAUGUUGAGCACCAGUCUGCCAGCAGAAGCUCUUCAGUUCCUGCAGGGUUACCUUCAGGCGGCCACUGUACAGCUGCUGUAGCAGACUCCUUAUCACCAAGAAAGGGGAUCUCUGGCGCUCUCAAGAAACCCAAACUGAUCCAACCAAAAAAAGAGACGACCAGUGGACUCAACAUGAGCGGAGAUGUACCACCCAGUGAUACAUGGCCAGACAGAAGGGAUUUCUAAGAAAUUGUUUUAAUGAUUUGUGUGCGAUGAAUGGGACCGAGCAGGGAAUAAUGUUUGGAAAGCAAUGGUGAUGCUUGGGUAGAGGGGUGCUGAUCAUCUCACUGGGUGGCCUCUGCUGAUGUUGGCUUUACUUAUGUAUUAUUUGGAGUCCAUUCGGUAUGUUCUCUUAUUGUUUAGUUUGGCGUCUCACCCAACCAUACAUUCGGCAGUAUUUUGAAAUGUCGCCUUUUACAAACAUUGAACAGCACUUGGGAGUUGGCAGACAUUUGGCGGCAUCUGUAAAAUCAAUGGGGAAAGCGUUUUCAGUUUGUUCUUUUUCCUGUAGUUUUGGAGAUGUUUUUACUGUAUAAACGAGUUGUUUUGCAAAGCAGAAAAAUUUGUCAAAUGUCUCAUGUUGCUUGUCAUUCACCAUGUUUUGUCUUUUUGCUGUUUUGCUGCUCUAGUCGUUAAUAAAUGAAAUGAAG
Molecule: messenger RNA, 3603 nt
Organism: Sinocyclocheilus anshuiensis
Lineage: Eukaryota; Metazoa; Chordata; Actinopteri; Cypriniformes; Cyprinidae
Product: exportin-2
Exons: 26
Coding region: 78-2993 (971 amino acids)
Biological process (GO): protein import into nucleus; protein export from nucleus
Cellular component (GO): nuclear envelope; cytosol
Molecular function (GO): nuclear export signal receptor activity; small GTPase binding
Source: RefSeq, a predicted model, not a curated record